Molecule: messenger RNA, 528 nt
Organism: Cotesia congregata
Lineage: Eukaryota; Metazoa; Arthropoda; Insecta; Hymenoptera; Braconidae
Source: the annotation of a GenBank genome assembly
AUGAAGUGCAGCUAUGUCAUUCAAAUGAUAUGGGACAAGAAGGAGGCAGCGAUGAUUGAGCAGAGACUGAUGGCAGGCUUAAACUCCCUGAUGAGUGAAACGAAACUGGAAGAUGACAGAAAAAUCAUGGAGUCGACUUUCAAUCGCAGAUACAAGUUCAUAAAAACUACCAUGGGUACCGAGCCAUACUGGGUAGACAGCUGGAUAAAGGAGGUGUGGUGCAGAAUCAGGUGUGGCAAUAUAGUGAGAGCAGGUAAAAAAGGCUUCAAAGACUGGCAGUGUAGAUUGUGCCAGAACGAAGAUGAAACCCUGGAGCAUAUCUUCAGGUGCAGAAGCCUAAAAGCUGCAGCGAACGAGAAGAUAAGAGGUGGAGUGGCGGAAGAGUGGAGGCAGACUUUCGACUGGCUUCUAAUGCAGACUCUACGAGGUGAUCCAAUAAAAGAAAUCUGUGAAUAUAUCCAAAGAUUCGAGAAUCUAGUCAAGGCAGGGGACAUAGCAAUGGAAGAUGAGCUAGUUCGUUUGCAAUAG